UAUACUGAGAAGCAUAAAACAUGCUGGUGUCAUUUAUGUGUGACAGAUGUAACGUCUUCAUACUUAUAGAUAAAACAACGUAGAAACCUUUCUGAUGAGCAGAAGGUCUGGAUGUGAGGAUGGAGAACGCUCUGCUCUGCAUGCUGGGAUUUUUCUUUCUCAGUAAUCUCAUCUAUGUAAAUGCUGAAGCUUCCAUUAAACCCACUGUGACCUGGAAACACAACUGGUCUGAGAUAUUCAGUGGAGAGACGGUCACUCUGACAUGUGAGAUCAGAGGAGGAGGAACUGAGUGGACGUAUGAAUGGAGAAUAAAUGACCAAGUCUACCGAGCAUUCAGUGAAUCCAUACCAAUAACAGCUGACAGUAGAAGAUUCAACUGCAGAGGAACAAAUAACUACGGAUCAACACAAUGGAGUGAUUUUUACUCAUUACCUGUUUCUGAUCAACCCAAAGCCACAGUAACACCAGCAAUAACAUCCCUGCCAGUAGGGGGCAGUGUGACACUGACCUGCUCAGUGAAGGGCUCUGCUGGCUGGAAGAUUUACUGGUACAAGAACUCAGUGUAUUAUGGAUAUCAGUUCAUCAGAAUCAUUGAACCAGGUGCAGUCCUCAGUGUCACACAGGGCGGUGUGUACAAAUGCAGAGGAGGAAGAGGAGAUCCAGUUUUCUACACUGAAUUCAGCAAUGAAGUCGACAUUAAAACUGUUUCCAUUAAACCCAGUGUGACCCUGAAACACAGCUGGUCUGAGAUAUUCAGAGGAGAGACGGUCACUCUGAGAUGUGAGAUCAGAGGAGGAGGAACUGAGUGGACGUAUGAAUGGAGUCCAGUCGGGUUAAAUUAUUCUCCAACAUCCAGUGAAUACAAGAUCAACAAAGCUCACAGUGGUACAUUCAGCUGCAGAGGAAAAGGAAACCAUCAGUUCACACAAUGGACUCACUACUCAUUAACUGUUGCUGCAAAUAAACCCAGAGCCUCACUGACAGUGAAGGACACAAUCAUACCAGUAGGGGGCAGUGUAGCACUGACCUGCUCUGUGGACAUCGGUGAAGGCUGGAAGAUUUACUGGUACAGAAAUUCAUAUCGUACAGCUCAGAACAUAACAAACAAUAAACCAGAUGGAUUCCUCAGCGUCUCAGAGGGAGGUGUUUACAGCUGCAGAGGAGGAAGAGGAGGAAGAGGAGGAGAUCAGUCCAUCACAAACAAUGAACGAGGUGCAGUCCUCAGUGUCACACAGGUCGGUGUGUACAAAUGCAGAGGAGGAAGAGGAGAUCCAGUUUUCUACACUGAAUUCAGCAAUGAAGUCGACAUUAAAACUGUUUCCAUUAAACCCAGUGUGACCCUGAAACACAGCUGGUCUGAGAUAUUCAGAGGAGAGACGGUCACUCUGAGAUGUGAGAUCAGAGGAGGAGGAGGAACUGAGUGGACGUAUGAAUGGAGUCCAGUCGGGUUAAAUUAUUCUCCAACAUCCAGUGAAUACAAGAUCAACAAAGCUCACAGUGGUACAUUCAGCUGCAGAGGAAAAGGAAACCAUCAGUUCACACAAUGGACUCACUACUCAUUAACUGUUGCUGCAAAUAAACCCAAAGCCUCACUGACAGUGAAGGACACAAUCAUACCAGUAGGGGGCAGUGUAGCACUGACCUGCUCUGUGGACAUCGGUGAAGGCUGGAAGAUUUACUGGUACAGAAAUUCAUAUGGUACAGCUCGAGACAUAAUAAACAAUAAACCAGAUGGAUUCCUCAGCGUCUCAGAGGGAGGUGUUUACAGCUGCAGAGGAGGAAGAGGAGGUCCAGUUUUCUACACUGAAACCAGCACAGAGGUCAUUAUUAAUGAAACUGGUCAACUUGUUCCUGUCCUCUCUGUGUCUCCAUCAUGGCUGAAUCCUGGAGCCUCAGUGACUCUGAGCUGUGAGGUUCAACAUCAGGAUGCAGGAUGGAGGUUCUUCUGGUAUAAAGCUUUUCUUAAAGCAUCUAGCAGCUCCUACAGCUACGAGCUGCUUCCUGGCACCAGUGGUACAGAACAGAACUUCACCAUUAAUGGACCGACUCACACAGCAGGAUUUGUGUGCAGAGCAGGAAGAGGAGAACCAGUGAACUACACUGAUUACAGUGAACCAAAGUUUAUCUGGUCUGCAGAUCCUCGUCCAGCAGCUUCUCUCUCAGUGAAUCCUGACAGAGUUCAACACUUCAGAUCUGAAUCUGUGACUCUGAGCUGUGAGGGAAACUCUGCUGGGUGGAGAGUGAAGAGGUUUAUAGAAACAGGAAAAGUGUCAAACUGCUCCAUCUGGGGGAGAAUGACUGGAUCUACAUGUAAUAUCACUUCCUACUGGUUUAAUAGUGCAGUUUACUGGUGUGAGUCUGGAUCAGGAGAGUUCAGCAAUGCAGUGAACAUCACUGUACCUGAUGAUGAUUCUGCUCCUCUCCUGCUGAGUCCUGUUCAUCCUGUGACUGAGGGAGAUCCUGUUACUCUGAGCUGCAGAGAUAAAAAACAACAACUUCUCUCCAAUGUGUUUUUCUAUCAUAAUGAUAAACUCCUCCAUAAUGACAGCAGAGGGGAGCUGAAGAUCUCUGCAGUGUCAAAGUCAGAUGAAGGUUUCUACAAAUGUCAACAUUCAGGAAAAGAUUCACCAAAGAGCUGGAUGUCUGUUAGAGCAGCUGUGUCCAGUCCUAUCAGCUCUCUUGUCAUGAUGAUCGUUGGACCAGUUGUUGGAAUUAUUCUCAUUAUUCUCCUGAUCUUGUUGUGGCGCUGCAGACGGUCCAAAGAUUUGUGCUGCAUCAGGUCAAAAGGCUCACAGAGCAACAGUCAGACCUUCACUACAAACCAGACUGAACAUCGUGAUUAUAGUUCCCUUUGUCAUGGUAAUGCUCAUCUUUAUGAUACUGUCAGCUCUGCUGAAACUGCUGGAAAUGCUCCAGAAGAACCCGGAGACGUUACAUACACUCCCAUUGAAAUGAAGACAUUUGGGAAAGAGAGGAGACAUCCUGCACCAGAAGAGGGCGCUGUUUACUCUGAGGUGAAAACAGGAGCUGCAGACUCCACUCCAAUGUAUGCUGAGGUCAACCCGAAAAAGAAAGCCAAGAAGAAAGGAAAGGGAAAUCCAGGUCCUGCAGCAGCAGAGGCAGCACUUUAUUCUGAAAUCAGAUCAGCUCCAGAUCUGAGGAUCAACGCUGCCAUGUAGGCUGGAGGCUCUGAUGGUUUAUUCUGACAUUUAGUCAAUGAAAAGCUUCUUUGAUCACCAUUUAUAUCUCUCUCACACAAAUCCAGUGAGAGAAGCUGUUUAAGCCAUAAAAUAUACAUGGUAGCAUGUUUUAUGGCUCACACACAAAGAAAUUUGAAUUUGGUUGAAUUGUUUGCUGUGUGACGAUGAAGCAGUUAUAUGUGUAAAAUAUGUGAUGUGAUAUUUUCUCAUCUUCUGCUCCUCUUGAACAUCAUCAAUAUUUUUGAAAUGACAGCAUGAGCUGAUGAAUAUUUUACAUUAUUUGAAUUAUGUAUGUAUUUUCAUAUCUAUUUUUGGAAUUUGUCUUUUUGACCUUUGCUUUUAUAAUGAGCGCUCUGCUGUAGUGAAUUUUUUUUGUCAUUCUACUGUUUCAAAAUAACAUACUAUAAAAUAAGUGUUUGACAUGCAGUAAUAUUUAUAAAACUUAUCUGCUUUCCAUUAAUUUUCCAGUAAUGAUGUCAGUAAUAUGCUCCAUUUUUCAGAAUAGAUGAAUGUAAUGCAUUUUAUUUCAAUUUAAAUAAAUUACAUAAUAAAAAAUCCAUAGUUAUAUUUGGUUUAAAAUGUUCAUAGACAGUUUAAUCUGUUUAGAGUGGCUAAAUAUUCUGUCGUUUUAUCAGUCAUGUUUUUUGUCAGCAUAAACUAUGAUACUUAUAAAAAGCCUUAGCUAACAUAAUUAUACUGUGUGCUUUCAAUAAAAUAUCAAAAACCAAA
Poecilia latipinna (sailfin molly) is the source of this 3929-nucleotide messenger RNA. Its product is annotated as Fc receptor-like protein 5. Gene Ontology annotation, molecular function: transmembrane signaling receptor activity. Lineage: Eukaryota; Metazoa; Chordata; Actinopteri; Cyprinodontiformes; Poeciliidae. Gene Ontology annotation, biological process: immune response; cell surface receptor signaling pathway. Gene Ontology annotation, cellular component: external side of plasma membrane. The record is from RefSeq and is a predicted model, not a curated record.